UUUCUCUCUCAGAGCCUGUUGUUGAAGAUGCUUUUGAACAAAAAGGAUGAGUUUAACAAUAAGCUAGAGGGAAAAAUUCGAAAUAUGUGUGUUAAUGUACAUAUAAUGUCAUAAGUAAGUGAUGAGUUUGCCGUGCGGUUAAAGAACCACGCGCACGGAAUGCCUGUGCCUUCCUCCCGGUGGUGCUAGCGUGGAGGAUGAAGGCAGAGAUCGGCUGGAGCAAUGCGGAGGCAGGAGAUCGGCGCUGGACGAAAAGCGGCGUCUCCGCGGCGACUGUCCCCUGCAGGGAGCAAGGCGGGGCGGGCAGCGCUCGGUGCCUGCAGUGCCGGGCGGAGGCUGCGGGCGCCGCUGUUGACCGAGAGGAGCGAGAGGAAGCUCGGAGCGCUGCAGCCCCGCCCGCUGCGGACCCGCUCGAUCGCUCGCUCGGGGUCUGGCUGGGCGGCCGAGAGGUCUGCGAGCGUGUCCGCGGUGCGGAGCCGUUCUGUAGCAAGACGGAGGAGGCCGUGGCUGAAAUACCGGCAGAAGCUGAGAGCAGAGUCGGAGCCGGAGCUGUCUGAGUUGGCGGCGAGGAGCUGCAAGCGGUGGAGCGGUGCCGCUGCGGAGAUGUGCGCGGCGGGGAGGCGCUGGGGCCGGCGGCAGCGAGCUCUGCUCGGGGCCGUCCUGCUGGCGGCGUGGCAGGCGGCGUGGGGGCAGCUGCGCUACUCGGUGCCCGAGGAGAUGCCCAAGGGCUCGUUCGUGGGCGACGUGGCCAAGGACCUGGGGCUGCACCUGCCGGAGAUCCGAGAUCGCGGCGUCCGGGUGGUUACCGAAGGUAGUACGCAGUAUUUCACUGUGCACGGGAAGACGGGACAUUUAGUGACAGCGGAGAGGAUCGACAGAGAGCAGCUGUGCCGGCUGGUGGAGAAAUGCGUGCUGCGCUGUGAGCUGAUAGUGGAGGGACAGAUGCAGGUUUACCGAAUAGAAGUGGAAAUCACGGACAUUAAUGACAACGCGCCCAGCUUCAAGGAAAUUGAGCUGGAAGAAAGAAUAAGCGAGGCGACAGCACUGGGGUCGCGCUUUCCCCUGGUCGAGGCUCAGGAUCCUGACUCGGGGCGGAAUUCCCUGCAGAGCUACGAGCUGAGCGGCGACGAGCACUUCUCGCUGGCCGUGCAGGCGGGCCCCGGCGGCGAUCAGCGUCCCGAGCUGGUGCUGGCCAAGGCGCUGGACCGGGAGGAGGCGGCGUUUCACGAGCUGGUGCUGAGGGCGAGGGACGGCGGCGAUCCGGCACGGACGGGCACGGCUCGGAUCCGCGUGACGGUGCUGGACGCGAACGACAACGCGCCCGUGUUCAGCCAGGCGGAGUACACGGUGCGAGUGCCCGAGGACGUGCCCGUGGGCUCUGUCCUUGUUGCUGUAACCGCCACCGACGCUGAUGAGGGGCUGUACGGACAGGUGAAAUACUCUUUGAAAAAAGUGUCCGACAUGGCAUCGAAUAUCUUCCAUCUGGACUCUGAGAGUGGAGAGAUCACUCUGCUGCGGAGCCUGGACUUUGAGGAAGGCGACUCUUACGAACUGCAGGUGCAGGCACGGGACGGGGGAGGCCUUCUGGACACGGCCAAGGUCACAAUAGCGGUAACAGAUAAAAACGAUAACGCGCCGGAGAUUUCGUUGAGGUCAGCACUAAGUGAGAUUUCUGAGGACGCCCCUUCGGGGACGACAGUCGCCCUACUGCACGUGCAGGACCGGGACUCGGGAUCGAACGGUGCUGUGCACUGCUCGAUCGACAAAGACGUCCCGUUCCGUCUGGAGAAGAAUUUUGAGGACUACUACAGCGUGGUGACAGCAAGCGAGCUGGACCGGGAGCAGGUGUGGGAGUACAACGUGACGGUGCGGGCGGCGGACGGCGGGUCGCCGUCGCUGCAGAGCAGCGCGGUGCUGGCGCUGCGGGUGCUGGACGUGAACGACAACGCGCCGGUGUUCUUGGAGGAGCGCUACAGCGCGCGGCUGGCGGAGAACAACGCGGCGGGCGCGCUGGUGCUGACGGUGCGCGCCACGGACGCGGACUGGGGGCAGAACGCGCGCGUGCGCUACCGGCUGGCGGAGGGGCGGGUGCGGGGCGCGCCGCUGUCGUCGUACGUGUCGGUGCAGGCGGAGACGGGCGCGCUGUACGCGCUGCGCUCCUUGGACUAUGAGCAGGUGCGCGAGCUGCAGCUGUGGGUGCGGGCGGAGGACGGCGGCGCGCCGGCGCUGAGCAGCAACGUGUCGGUGCGGCUGCUGAUCGUGGACGAGAACGACAACGCGCCGCAGGUGCUGUACCCGCCGGCGGGCGCAGCGGCGGGCUCGGGCGCGGCGUGGUCGGGCGUGGAGCUGGCGCCGCGCCGGUCGGAGGCCGGCGCGCUGGUGGCCAAGGUGGUGGCGGUGGACGCGGACGCGGGGCAGAACGCGUGGCUGUCCUACGAGCUGGCCAAGGCCACGGAGCCGGGGCUGUUCCGCGUGGGGCUGCACAGCGGCGAGGUGCGCACGGCGCGCUCGCCGCUGGCCCGCGACGCGGCGCGCCACAGCCUGGUGGUGCUGGUGCGGGACCACGGGCGGCCGGCGCUCUCGGCCACGGCCACGCUGAGCGUGGUGCUGGCCGAGAGCGUGGCCGAGCUGCUGGCCGAGCUGGGCAGCGCGGCCGACGAGGCGGCGGCGCCGGGCGAGCCGGCCGCCAGCCUGACGCGCUGGCUCGUGCUGGCCGUGGCCGCCGUGUCGUGCCUCUUCGUGGCCUUCCUGCUGCUGCUGCUGGCGCUGCGCCUGCGCCGCUGGCACCGCCAGCACCUGCUGCCGGCCGACAGCGGCGCCCUGCGCGGCGUGCCCGUGUCGCACUUCGUGGGCAUCGACGGCGUGCGCGCCUUCCUGCAGUCCUACUCGCACGACGUGUCGCUCACGGCCGACUCGCGCAAGAGCCAGCUGCGCUUCUCGGCCGCCAGCUGCUGCGACACCCUCCCGGCCCGCCCGCCGCCCGACGAGCCCGCGCCGCUGCUCGGGGACCAGGACCCCGCCGGCGCCCUGCCCGCGCCUUCUGCCCCUCCCUCGGUGAGUUUCUCUCUCCACAUUUUCCCUGCGACGCUUUCUUCUAAUGCUCCCCUGCCCUUUCCCCGCCGUGUCCCCGGUCUUGCAUCGGAGAUUUUGCUUCAAGCAUACUAGAUUUUCUGUCGAUGACAUUGUGAAGGCUGGUGCACUUUGCUGUCGUCAUGUGAACACGGGGUAGGUUCCCCCCCGUGCCUCCCAGUUAGUGAAGAAGGAAGGAGGGACAGGGUUACUGCUGUCCGGCUGUUGCUUAGGUUGUAGGUUUGGGUAUUGAUCAGGUUGCAGAUGUUGUUCCCCUGUAUGAGCUGUGCUGUGUAGAGUCUGUGUUCCUGUUAGUAUUCGAUCUUCUGAAGGGAUGGAUCCCAUUAUGGAGAAAUAGAACUUUUUCGGAGGUUCAUGUGUCUUCCCAAGAACACAUGAGCUUGAAUAGGUAGAGUGUGUCUUGAACAAAAUGCUGAUGGUUUUGCAUGGAACCUCUCUGCACAUUGCUUCCAGUGUUUAUCGCUGUCCAUGAGACAUGGUGGAGGUCAGCAGGAAGUGUUUGUGUCAUGCCUGCUUUGGUCUGUGUCCCCAAGAGAGGAUUGGACCAGGCAAGAAGUGGUCCUGGUGAUGUCUGUGUGCCUGUCAUGAGGAUGAAGGAUCCUCUCGAAGUUGUGCCACUUUGAAAAGCCUGUGGGGGGCGGCAUGUGGAGGAGGAAACGCAGGAGGAAAUGGCAGAACUGCUUUGGUUUUCUCUUGCUUUUUAAUGUAGAGCUAUGUCAGAUGAGCUGGAUGAAGCUUGGCUGUAAAAUAUUUAGCAUGGGAAGAGAAUUGGCUGGAUGGGAAGGAGAGAUUGAAGGUGCAGGCAGAGCUGCAAGGUGGGCAUAAUUCCCUGUGGGCACAUAUUCAGUGACUCAGUGUCCCUUGGAAGACUGCUCAGUUUCCCUUUGAGGCCUAAGAAGUGUCUCCACAGAACUUCAGUGAGCAGCAAAUGCAGCUUGCAGAGCACAGAGCUGUAGAGAUAGCUGUGUGAAAUUGGUGGUGGGAAGAGAAAUGGUGUGGGGAAGUGGGCCUGCGCUGUCACAUGUUUUUAAGAUAUUUGGGUGCAAGGACAGCAUGGAUGGUGUGAAGGGUUGGAAAUCUGCGUGCUGUGAGCCGUGCGUGAAUGCCUGCUGCAAGAGUCAAGGGAAUGUUUUCCUCCAUUCCCUGUCUGCGUCCUGUCUUUAGGAUGAAGCCAUGUAAGGUUUUUCUUCCCAAAGGAAUUGUCUAGAAGAUCUGUAUUGCUGCUGCAUGGAGAACCCUGGCAGGUUCUUGUUCAGUAUUUUCAUGUCAUCAUGGUUGUGUCACUUCAAA
This is a messenger RNA of Passer domesticus (house sparrow), 4380 nucleotides long. Its product is annotated as protocadherin gamma-A10-like. The record is from RefSeq and is a predicted model, not a curated record. Gene Ontology annotation, biological process: homophilic cell-cell adhesion. Gene Ontology annotation, cellular component: plasma membrane. Lineage: Eukaryota; Metazoa; Chordata; Aves; Passeriformes; Passeridae. Gene Ontology annotation, molecular function: calcium ion binding.